Molecule: messenger RNA, 1318 nt
Organism: Cicer arietinum (chickpea)
Lineage: Eukaryota; Viridiplantae; Streptophyta; Magnoliopsida; Fabales; Fabaceae
Source: RefSeq, a predicted model, not a curated record
CAUUUUUGAAAUUUCCGGUAUGCAUUUAUAACUACCAGAAAUUUCAAAUUUCCGGUAUGUUCAUCGGAAAUUUCAUACCUCUUUGAAAUUUCCGGUACAGUGUAUAUUUUUUUUUUAUAUAAUUUUUUUAAUUUUUUUUUAUUGAAUUUUGUUAGUGAGGACCAGAGGAGCAAAAACUAACAUUCAUCAUUCUUGAGUUCGACCUCCUACACAAUCAAAUAGGAGAGUUGCUGUUGAAAAAAGAAGAAAGAGAAAUGAAGAAGAAAGACAGGCGCCCCAGGAUGAGCAGCCCCAGCAAAAUCCUGUGUUUGAUGAAGAACAGGAUGACCAGCCCCAACAAGAUCAUGUGUUUGAUGAUGAACAUGAUCACCAGCAGCAACAUCAGUUUGAUGAUGAACAUGGUCAGCAGCACCAGCCUGAAGAACCCAUGUUUCCUGAAGGUCCUUAUGAUCUUUCUGUCCUUAAAGAUUAUGAGCACCAUAUUGCAGUUAAUGUGUGGAAUGGAUAGGAUAGACGUGCCUUGAAAGUUGUUUCAAAUGGCAAAAAGCAAGACAAAUUCAUUGAUAUCAGAUAUUGAUUACCUUCUCAAAUAGAUCAUUGGAUUACUAUAUCUGGAUUACGUCCUCUGAGAAGAUGUAGUUUGCAUAUGAUUGAUGGUAAUAUGAUAUCUGCUUUUGCUGAGAGAUGGCACGUAGAGACUAGUUCAUUUCACCUGUCAUUCGGUGAAAUGACUAUUACUCUUGACGACGUUAGGGGUCUUUUGAGCAUCCCAUGUUCUGGAGAGUUUUUCACACCUCCCACAAAUGUCAAUGAAGAUUUGGCAAUUGCUGCUGCUGUUGAGUUGUUGGGAGUUGCAUAUGAUGAAGCUGCCACUGAAACUAGGACCAAUAGAGGUGCCUCGUAUAGUUUUGAGUGGUUGAAAGAGGUAUUUUUCAUGAAACUUCAUGAAGGACGAUAUGACUGUGCAGCGAGGGCAUACUUACUUCAUUUGGUAGGGUGUACCAUUCUAGCUGAUAAAAGUUUUACCCUUGUAUCAGCAAAAUAUCUGUUUUUGUUUCAAGACCUUGAUACUUGUGGUAAAUGGGUAUGGGGACCAGCUGCACUUGUUGUGUUAUAUGACUAUCUUAGAGAUAGUACAUUGCUUGCAACCAAACAAAUUGAGGGAUAUUUAUCUUUAUUUCAGACUUGGAUUUAUGAACAUUUUCCUGAUAUUUGUAAACGGGAUAUGGAUGAGCAUAUUUCCUCGAUGCCACGGAUGUUUCACAUCUGGGAACGUUGCAUAUUACAGGGCAAAGUUGGAUGCUUUGAGGGAUACUGA